AUGCACAGAACCAUUUCGGGUAUCGUCCAGAGCUCAAUUCUUUCUGGGAGAGUAGAUGCUCUACUACUAGAGUUCUCCGACCUCCACGAUCCUGGUCGUUUACGCGACGUUCAGGGAUGUCGCUUGACGAGAGUCCAACAUUGGAAGAAACGCACGGGCCAACAGCACGAAUACCUCAUCUUCGACCUUGUUACCGCUGAAGGAGACACACGCCAGGUCAUCACACAACGCUUCUGGGGCACUGACAAUCCCCGCACACGAAGCCCUAUUAACUCUUCCAAUGGCCUGGCAGACGCCAGCGGCCGCUCGUCGCUGGCUCUGGGCAGUAAAGCUGCGAGGUUCGAUGAGUAUAAGGUGGUAUUCGAUGCUGCCGAAGAAGUCGACACCGCACAUGCGACCCUUAUAUUCACAUAUACCUUUCCUGCCGACAAUCGUCCCGAUAUCAUCCAACUCGCGGUCCUCGCAAACUGUGUCAGCGACGCCGGCCCUCGCUACCAUCUCUAUUCGACGAUGUGUUACUGGUUCGCCAGAAUCUUAUACGAAACAGCCUUCCAUCUAUUCCCCGGAGGCCAGGAGAUCAGGGGAGAAAAGUGGUACUACCGUGGCCGCUUCAAAACAUACAGAUUCGUGAACGAUGAGUGCCGAUUUUGCUACGGCGAGUUAGCUCCUGGUGGCCGUCUCGCCAAGCUACUUUUGACAUCUUCGGACACAAACAACAUUGCACAAACCACCGAAGUCACAACAUGCGCCCAAAAUGAGCAGGAGGACAACAUCAAUCUCUCAGCGGAACCUCCGCAGAAGGCCUUGAAUAAAAAACUAAUACCGCCUGCUUCUGAUCGCGUCGCUCCUGGGCCUGUUCUGCAUAUCAUUGAGCUGUAUAGAAGCAAAUACAGCGAGUUUAUGCAAACAGUAAGUAUCACGGCUCUCCUUGUCGAGCCCCUUCAUUGUAGAAUCAGAGAUGGAGCUUCGUUGGCAUGA
Molecule: messenger RNA, 978 nt
Organism: Stereum hirsutum FP-91666 SS1
Lineage: Eukaryota; Fungi; Basidiomycota; Agaricomycetes; Russulales; Stereaceae
Exons: 1
Coding region: 1-978 (325 amino acids)
Source: RefSeq, a predicted model, not a curated record